GGCCAAGGGCUCGUCAUCCUUUUGCACGGAGCUCCGGGAGUGGGAAAGACUUCAACAGCAGGUAUGUAUAAAGAGUGCGUCGCCGAGCAGUUCAACAAACCGCUGUUCCACAUCACAUGUGGAGAUCUCGGCGUGUCCGCUAGCGAUGUCGAAUCCGCACUUGAGAGAAGCUUUGCCCUGGCUAGCAGAUGGGACUGUAUCUUGCUGCUUGACGAAGCGGACGUUUUUCUGUCGGCUAGGAUCUUCCUUCGCGUCCUCGAAUAUUACUCGGGCUGCUUGUUCCUCACGACGAACCGAGUAGGCGACUUUGACGAGGCGCUUACUUCACGCAUCCACCUCAGCUUGUAUUAUCCGCCCCUGAAUCUGGUAUCCACACAACGUGUUGUCAGCCUGAAUUUACAGAGGAUCGAAAAGGGUCUGAAGCAAAAGAACAUCGAGUUGCACGCCGAUAUGGUAUCGAUUGGCGGUUUCAUUGCCAACUACUGGCGCGAACACCCUCGCGCCCGGUGGAACGGGCGGCAGAUUCGUAAUGCAUGCCGAACCGCUCUAGCUCUCGCCGAGUUCGAAGCCACCAAGAUGGGCUCGCCACAGCUGGCUGAACAAUCUUCCAGUUCCCCUCAAUUGGUAUCGCUCGAGGCCAGGCACUUCAAACAAGUGGCCGAUGCCUAUCUGGACUUCACCGAGUACCUGAAGGACAUCUACGGAGUUCAUGCGGACGAAAGGGCUAAAGAAAACUUUCUCCGAGCG
Molecule: messenger RNA, 747 nt
Organism: Thermothelomyces thermophilus ATCC 42464
Lineage: Eukaryota; Fungi; Ascomycota; Sordariomycetes; Sordariales; Chaetomiaceae
Exons: 4
Molecular function (GO): ATP binding; ATP hydrolysis activity
Source: RefSeq, a predicted model, not a curated record